Hirundo rustica (Barn swallow) is the source of this 945-nucleotide messenger RNA. RefSeq names its product serine protease 55. The record is from RefSeq and is a predicted model, not a curated record. The coding region runs from base 1 to 945 and encodes 314 amino acids. NCBI's taxonomy places the organism in Eukaryota, Metazoa, Chordata, Aves, Passeriformes, Hirundinidae. The transcript is spliced from 5 exons. Gene Ontology annotation, molecular function: serine-type endopeptidase activity. Gene Ontology annotation, biological process: proteolysis.
AUGCUGCUCCUCAUCCUCUCCUGUUUAGCUUCCCUGACCAGCGGUGUCUGGGCAGAGUGUGGCCUCCGGCCGGCCUACGAGUCCUUCCAGACGACUGGCAAGAGGAUUGGUACAGGGACAGACGUCCAGCCCGGGGAAUUCCCGUGGCUCGUGAGCAUCCAGAGCCAUGGGAAGCACAUCUGUGGAGGCACCAUCAUCAGCGCACUGUGGAUUUUAACUGCAGCCCACUGCUUUGCAGACCAGCUGCCGCCAGAUCUGACGGUGGCAGUGGGGGGAGUUGACCCCAGCCUCCCUCUGGAAGAGCACCACCCCGACAGCCUGAUCCUGCACGAGGAGUUCAACAGAACCAGCCUGCAAAACGACAUUGCCCUGAUCCUGCUCAGCAAUCCCAUCGAGUUCAGCAAGGAGAAAAUUCCCGUCUGCCUGCCCUUCGUGUGUGACAUGGGCAUGUGGCAGCACUGCUGGGCUGCUGGCUUGGAGAACACAAGUGCGGCUUUGUUGAUCCCUCUCUUUUCAUUACCUGCAGCAUCCCAGGUGCUGCAGAAAACACAGAUGAAGCUGAUCAGCAGGGAGAAAUGCCUGGAGCAGAUCCCACACCUCGUGGGGAGCUUGAUGUGCGCUGAGGCAGAGCAAGGAGGAGAAGGAGGAGGAGGAGGCUGCCAGGUGGACAGCGGGGGACCUCUGGUCUGCAGCCACUGGAACACCAUGAAGUGGUCCCAGGUCGGCAUCAUCAGUGGAGGAAAGCCGAGCCACAGGAUUUUAACGCCUGUUUACAGCUACCAGGACUGGAUUGAGACGGAAACAGCCAUAAGGGGAAAACCUUUCUUCACUGAGGGUGUGGACAAUGGAGCACAUCUCAGGGUUGCUCGUUCCAGGGCUGGAGCACAGGUGGCGUUUCUGGAGCAUUGUCUCCUUUUAUUCAUCCUUUUAAUAGCAAUUAAAUGA